Rhopalosiphum padi (bird cherry-oat aphid) is the source of this 1840-nucleotide messenger RNA. RefSeq lists its product as uncharacterized. The coding region runs from base 141 to 1772 and encodes 543 amino acids. The record is from RefSeq and is a predicted model, not a curated record. The transcript has 2 exons. Lineage: Eukaryota; Metazoa; Arthropoda; Insecta; Hemiptera; Aphididae.
UAUAUAAAUUUAACAUGCGUAUAUUAUUAUUUAUUUUAAUUACAAGUAAAGAGCAAAAUUAAUCGAAGUAUUGAAUACUUUAUACUUCAGAUUUCGUGUAGAUAUUAGGUACCUAAUAAAUAAGCUACUUACAUACAAUAAUGUUCUACGCACUAUUGGCAUUUAGUUUUGCGGUUAUGAGCGCAAUAAGAUGUAAUCCGUUAGGAAACUUGAAAAGUUCAGAAAAUGUUCAGAAUAAGUCUACAAUUUUGGAAACGUUAAGUACUUUCGGUGACUUGGACACUAUUCAAUUUAUGUGUACAAAUGACGAAUCAAUAACAGGUACAUAUGAAACUAUAUUUUACUGUGAUGAGUUAAUAAAAGAAAAUGAUAAUUAUUCAUCGUUAAGACAUGUUAUAGACAUAAAAUUUAACGAGAUACGAUCUAGUCUGAUAAAAUUGUUAAAUUUAGAAAAGAAAGCAAUUGUUUGUAGAAGUAUAAGGCAUUUGUUUCCUAUAAUUAUGUAUGGAAUAUUUAUUAAUGACAUAAAAGGAUCCACAGAGAAAGAAAACAGUAGAAUGAAUAUGAUUAACAAAUUAUUAAAAAAAAAAUUGGAUUUUUUGAAUAAUAAAAAUUCAAGUAUUGAAGAAAAACUUCAACAAAUAGAAAUAUCAAUGAUGAAAAGUGGUAGAACUAACAAAAAACUAUUAAGCGAAAGACCAGAACAAAGCGAGGGAGAAUUUGUAGAAAUCAGCAGCAGUUUACUGGAAAAAAUCAAAACAACAGUUCAGCUCAUUUUACCCUUUAUUCAAGAACUUGAUUGUUUUCAUAAUUUGUAUAAAAUAGACAAAGUGAUGACUACCAAUAAGUUUGAUCUUAACGUAUUGUUGUUAUUGAUUCUUGACGAAGUAAAGACUAUGUACAAGACAGAGUGUUACUUUAACGUCGACGCCGCAACAGUCCUUCAGAACGGAGACGGAAGAUGGAUAAUCGAGCCCAAGUACGAUUCGACCCCACUGCUUGUUGGAGAAAUUUAUGGGGUGUCCGAGGUUAUACAAAAGGAUUUGCAAUCGUUGUUUGUGAAAUUUUUUUUCACAAACAAACAUAAUAAGCAGUUUUUGCCGCAUUUCCAGGAAGUGUCGUUAAUAUUCUUCCACACGUUCAACAAGUACUACGAUCCCAACGUCUGGAGAUUGAUCGGCAACGAGAACAUAGUGGACUAUGAGUCUGACUCCGCCAAACCGAUAACGACUUCGAUUGACAAAGUAGCAUUGAACCUAUUAAAAAAGAUCCAAGGGACUAUGGACGGACUUACCGCGUUUAAAAAGAAUAGAAUUAGGUGCCGGUAUUGCGCGUACUUAAAUCUCAUGAUGAAACUUAACUACUGUAGUUUGCGUGUAUUAGCGGAAAACGUGCAGGAAAUCCAACGGUUUAUGAACGUAGAAUCGCAGAAAAUUGAACAGGGCAACAUUUACAACUUACUCCACGACAAAAUCAACGAACUCGAGAUUACCAAGUGUUCUAUCGGUAAUGACAUCAGUAGUGUCAGUAUGAUCGAUGAGUUAUUGGAUAGAGACGAUGAUAAUCAAUAUUUCCGAAGCGUCUACGCCAAGUACUGGAACCAGAAUGCUCAAAUCAUCGCCAUGGCGAUCGAAUUUUUGUAUGAUUCGUUAAGUCUGGGUUUCAUGGAGGAGGAAUUUCGUUCGAUGUUACGAGAGAUUUACCAGAUUCAGGCCCAUCUUGGUUCCGACAUGACAUUCGUUGAGUAUCUGGUUAAAUGGGCGAGAACAUGACAUUGGCGUGGACCAUCUUUAACGAUAACUCCAAGGAGAGAUUAACCCUGAAAUGGAUAACGAUGAUG